Molecule: messenger RNA, 1578 nt
Organism: Plasmodium fragile
Lineage: Eukaryota; Apicomplexa; Aconoidasida; Haemosporida; Plasmodiidae
Exons: 3
Coding region: 1-1578 (525 amino acids)
Source: RefSeq, a predicted model, not a curated record
AUGAAUAAUUUAAGGAAAGGGAUUUUUUUCUGUUUUUUUAAAAGUGAAAAAUGUUUUUCCUUUUGUGCAAAAAGGAGUAGAGAGCAUGUACAGCUUGUGGGGAGGAAAGCGGGGGGUGACUUCCGCGGGGCGCGCGUUCGAGAAUUUGCGACAGGUAGGGAGGAAGAGGUAGUGACGAAGUUAAGCAGGUCAAGAAGGAUAGGCAGGGCAAUCGAGCCACGGUCAUCGACCCGCUUUACAGCGCCUGGUGAAGUGUCAUUCAGGGGGGUAGCACACUACUCCAGUGUUGGUGAAACGGAAGCCAGCACACUCGGUGUAGAGGCUCAGCAGCAGAGGGAAGGUGUAGAUCGCGGGGCGAUAUCGGAUGUGGACGUGAGGUGCGGCCUGAGCGUGCGUAGCAACGGUGCUAGAAAUGAUGAGGAGACGGGCCAACGUGACAGUCAAGACGACCCCCAAAAGGGAAAGGACGACGAGCAGGACAACGUUGACGAGAACGACGUGGACCAGGACGAUGUUGACCGGGACGACGUUGACCAGUACGCUAAGUCUUUCUACGAAAUCUACGACGACAACGGGGACACGCAGGACUGCCCGCACCAGUUACGUAGGUUCAUCAGAAAGGAACACAUGGAAGUGAAAAUAAAAAUUAAAUGCUCCAGCCCGAGGAACCUGAACAAACGAGACGUACAGAACGUCAUCGGUGACAUGUUCGACGGGGGUAACGAGGCGGGUAACGAGGCGGACUCUGGGGAGGAAGCGAACCAAGACAACGAAGACAUUUACUACCUCAAUUCGAAUUUCAGAAAAUUCAACUACCCAGACCGAAAUGUUUUGUGGCCUAACCCGCUAGUAUACAACCACCGCCUGCAGCCAUUCCUACUGGAAAGGAAAAAGGACGAAGACAGCAAGACCUUUGAGAUGAACAAAAAAAAUAUCGAAGUAAAUAAAAGGAGGCUUCAGAAUUUGUGGUGUUACAGCUCCAGUUAUGGAGUAGACUGGAACACCCUGGAUGCCCUUUUUUUAAAUUUCAAACAUAAGAAGGAGGAACAUUUGAACAAGUGGGAAGAAAAUAAAAACAGUAUCAUGAUGUAUGCAUCACGAGUCGCCAAGAGGAAGUUAAUAAUGAGUAGAAAAAAGUUGCUAGACAGUCUGGGUAUCGAUUACUCCAGUAACAUUUAUGCUAAUUACGAGGACACGGGGGAAGUGCAAGAAACGUAUAUGGAAGAUGACCAGGAGGUCGAAUAUAAUUUGUUGUUUCCCCGUUCUAUCUUCCGCAACCUGUAUUUCUACUGGAAGGACCGAUACAUGCACUACUACGAAGACACCCUGUGCGAUUACCUCAAGGGAGAAGUGGUGGACUUGCAACUGCUGCGCGAACAGAAUGAGCGGAACCUACAUUUGUCUGGGAGGAAAAUGAUGAGGGAACACUCAUUCAGCUUAAGGCCAGUGAAGGGGUCCAAUUUGUACGUUACGAGAUAUGUGCCCAAGGGGAAGCGACGGGCUAGAACCAAUACCGAUCAAUUUGACUUAACAGGCGUCGGAGAAAAUAUAUAUAACACGGCCCAGAAGGAGAAAUAG